AUGAUUCGUAUACGUUGGAUGUCUCAUCAGACGCUUCACUAUGUUGCGGUCCGACGCCCAGGAAUGGGACCGUUUCCUUUGUAUCGAGGUACGCCUAGGGUUUCACGAAAAUUUCACACCACCGUCGUCAUGGAAGCUUUCAAGGAAAUGAACGACCAGAGCUGUGCGAAAUCAACUGUGUGCUGCAGGGAGGAGGCCCUAGUGAAAGCGCGGUACUACAGGGAAAAAAAUCCUGAACUGGCUAAACGAGCCUAUCUUUUUGCUCUAGACCUCCCGUCGGCAAAAUUCGCUGGGAAACUACAUAAGCUGGGAGCACUUAAUCAAACCGAAAACUGCGGCUGCUCAUUUGUCCGUUGCAGCAUCCCCCAGCCGGUCGGCGCAUGCUGGGCUCCCGGCCAGUUCGACCACCCCGCAGUGCUUGCAGGUGAGACUGAAGGGGCCAUGCAAAAAAUGAGUAGUGCAGAGUUCGCGUCGACUGCGUUCACCAGUGGGAAUGUAUCCCGCCUGCACACAGACGACAUAGAUGAGCUUGUGGUGAACAACCCGGCGGCUAAAAGGCUGCAUGUAGGCAGUAUCUCGGCCCGUACAACAGGAAAGGAAUGUUUUGGCCAGCUUGAUGACAGUGACUUUAGGGCUGAAAUCCAUGCAGAACUGGCAGAGCUGUACCUCACUUGUGGAGAUCCUCGAAAGGCCAUGGAAUGCUACCAAAGUGCAGCAAUGCUGGCGCCGCAUCAGUUGUCUUAUUCGUACAAAAGAGGAGUUGUUCUUCAGCAGCUUGGUGAGCGUGAUAGGGCAAUAGCGUGCUUCCGGGAGGUUCUUCAAAACGAUUCUACUUACAAGCCUGCCAUCUUCAACCUGGGCGUCUGUCUCGCUGAAGACCCGGCGACGCGGUCUGAGGCUCUUGGAACAUUCCAGCACUUGCUUUCUAUUGACCCGAACAAUGACAAUGCUUUGGAUAUGAUUGCUGAUAUCCACGAGAAAGAGGGGCGCGUGGCAGAAGCCUAUGCGGUAAAGCAGCGCGUUGUCACCCUUGACCCAACUAAUUUCCGGGCAGGUAGAGACUUGGCAAGACUGGAGUCAAGUCUUCUAGAUCGCGGAGGUGUUCCUGGAUAUGUUACGCUGAACUGA
Messenger RNA from Eimeria maxima, 1128 nucleotides. Its product is annotated as TPR domain-containing protein, putative. The record is from RefSeq and is a predicted model, not a curated record. The transcript is spliced from 2 exons. Bases 1 to 1128 code for a protein of 375 amino acids. Lineage: Eukaryota; Apicomplexa; Conoidasida; Eucoccidiorida; Eimeriidae. Gene Ontology annotation, molecular function: protein binding.